Molecule: messenger RNA, 715 nt
Organism: Linum trigynum
Lineage: Eukaryota; Viridiplantae; Streptophyta; Magnoliopsida; Malpighiales; Linaceae
Source: the annotation of a GenBank genome assembly
CUAUUCCCUCCUUCGAUUCUGUACAAAAACGGUACGACUACUACCAAUUUCUUCCGACGAGGCCGAUGGAGGAGACGAAACAGAGCAUUCGCGUCAUUGACGAGCACCAGAUCGAGAAUCCGAUAGCCGCGGAGGAGGAGCCGGUGGUUGAGGAGGCGGACGAGACGACGACUGUGACGGCGCCGAUGAAGGCUGCGCAGAUCCUGCGGCCUCGCAUCAUGGAGAGGCCGGUCCGUAAGAAAUCAGAGAGGACCAACACCGGCAUCGAUUCAAUAGGGGAGAUUCUAGGGUUGGAAUUGAGUUUUUGAAUUGGCAUAUUUGGCAAUGGGAUCAGCAGGCGGCUUGGUUUCCAGAGAAAGAUGGGAGAGAGCUGAGUGUGAAUCUCUGUCGGCGUUAGCGAUCUUUCUUUCUAUGGGAUGCGAUUCCGAAGGUUGAUUCGAAGCAGUGGAUGGUCAUAUUGGUCUGGAACUUGCUGGAUAUGAUGGGAGUGGAGGAGGAUUGAUGAGCAGGGUAAAGCAGGGUCCUUUAUGGGGUAGAAAAUGGAUUGGGUCGAGCUGGAUGGAGGGAGAAGUCGUUACCGUUGCCAGGAGAUUCGGUCGUCGGAGAUACCGAAGAUUCAUAGUAUGUUGUGGACGAGGACGCGUACUUGGGCUAGGGAUUCGAGGGAAGAAGUGUGGACGUAUUGAAAUUGAAGAGGUCCCAUAUUGAUUUAAGU